Messenger RNA from Physella acuta, 1516 nucleotides. RefSeq lists its product as uncharacterized. NCBI's taxonomy places the organism in Eukaryota, Metazoa, Mollusca, Gastropoda, Physidae. The record is from RefSeq and is a predicted model, not a curated record.
UCACACUGACACUUGACAGCAUAGGCCUAGUGUGUGCCGAAUUCGCUCAUUGAAUAAUUUUUGCUAUUGAGCGGUACACACAACUAUUGUGCCGGUGAAAACAUUGCGGACAAGAUGCAAGACGAUAAAGUACUGCGACAAGGUGUGAUUCAAAAUUUGGAAAGCUGGGUCAACAAACUGGAAUGUGGAGGCGAUGUUGAGAAGCAGCACCUCUUCAAGAAACGAUUCCUCGACAGGCUCAGGGUAUCCCCUAUAGCCACUGAUACAGAGGACGCUAACAAGCAGCACUAUGAAGUUCCAACAGAAUUUUUUGUUUCGGUCUUGGGAAAAAGACUGAAAUACAGUGGUUGCAUUUGGCCCAAGGAAGUAACUAAACUUGAUGAAGCUGAAGAUGCCACGCUAGCGCUUUACUGUGAAAGAGCUAAAGUUGAAGAUGGCCAAACUGUUAUGGACUUGGGUUGUGGCUGGGGAUCCCUUACACUUUACAUCUUAGAAAAAUUCCCCAAGUGCCAAGUCACCUCCGUUUCAAACUCCAAGACACAGAAAGUUUUGAUUGAGGAGAGGGCUGAAAAAAUGGGUGCAUCAGACAGGCUGAAAGUGAUCACAGCAGACGCCAAUGUUUACACCACAAGCGACACUUUUGAUAGAAUUCUUUCCAUAGAGAUGUUUGAGCAUAUGAAGAAUUAUGAAUCCCUGUUUCAUCGUGUCUCUACGUGGCUGAAGCCCAAUGGGCUAUUGUUUCUGCAAAUAUUUUGUCACAAACACCACCCCUAUGCCUUUGAUGUUAAGCCAGGCUCUGACACAGAAUGGAUGGCUAAAAAUUUCUUCACUGGUGGAACUAUGCCAUCCAGUGAUUUGUUUUUGUUCUUUCAGGAUGAUCUCAGUCUUGUGGACUCCUGGGUUAUCAAUGGCAGCAACUACUCCAAAACUCUAGAAGCCUGGCUGGAGAAAAUGGAUGCAUGCAAGGAACAAGUAGCUGAAAUAUUUGACAAAGCUUACGGUGACGGAGCUAAGCAGCAAAUCUUUAACUGGAGGCUGUUUUUUAUCUUUUGCUCUGAGGUGUUUGGGUACAAAGGGGGGAAUGAAUGGCAUAUUUCACACCAGCUGUUCAAGAAAAAAUUGCUGAGCGCUUUGUGAAUGUGUGUCUGUCUUGGCAUUAUUGAAAAAUAAAAUUUAAAAUUCACACAUGUUUUUUGCAAUGUAUGUGUGUGUGUGUGUGUGUUAGUUUUAAAGACCCAAUUAAUGACAGAUUGAUUCGAUUGUGAAAAUAUAACAGCUAUCUAUAUUUUCUUACUGUGAAAUUCUGUGAUAUGUUCUUGAUUUAACAUGUAACACUAUUUGGCAUUAAAUGUUUUUUAACUAUUUCUAUAAUUAUACAGCUAUAUUCUUUAAACACAUUUAUAUUGAGUAAUAGGCCUGACCAUUGUUUAUGAUUUUAAAAAUGUUGUUUAUGUGAUAGUCAAUAUUUAUAAACUAUUGUUAAUUGUUGAUAUAAAUAAUACCAAUAAUUUUUCUA